Messenger RNA from Trifolium pratense (red clover), 451 nucleotides. Its product is annotated as protein AGENET DOMAIN (AGD)-CONTAINING P1-like. The coding region runs from base 1 to 444 and encodes 147 amino acids. The transcript has a single exon. The record is from RefSeq and is a predicted model, not a curated record. NCBI's taxonomy places the organism in Eukaryota, Viridiplantae, Streptophyta, Magnoliopsida, Fabales, Fabaceae.
AUGCGUCCACCAAUGAAGAGAAUCGAUUACAAUGUAGGAGACAAAGUAGAAGUGUGUUGCAAAGAAGAAGGGUUUGUUGGAUCAUAUUAUGAAGCCACAAUUGUUUCAUGUCUUGAUAAUGGAAAGUAUGUUGUUCGUUACAAGAACCUUCUUAAAGAUGACGAGUCUGGACUUCUUACUGAAGCAUUAUUUCCAAAGGAUCUUCGUCCAUUACCGCCACGUGUUCGUAAUCCUCCUAAGUUCCAACUCAAUCAAAAAGUUGAUGUUUUUGAUAAAGAUGGUUGGUGGGUUGGGGAAAUUACAAGCGAGAAGAUCCGUAUGCAAAAGAGUUAUUACUAUAACGUGUAUUUCGACUAUACCAAUCAAAACAUUUACUACCCUUGUGAUCAAAUAAGGGUUCAUCAUGAGUUGUCGUUUAGUGGAGAGUGGAUCUUGGAAGCUUAAAUCAUAU